AUGACACAGAGGCAGUUCUCCAUCAGCUCCUGGCAGGAACGUUGGAGUGGAUCCAGUGCCGCUCUGCACAAUCAUCCAGCUCACGGAGGAUCACCUGCCACCCGGAUCCCGUGUCCGUUCCUCCGCCGCUCCGCUCGGCCCGUGAAUGGCCCUGACAUGGAGGAAGUCCCGUUUCAGAAAGUCCGGACGCGGCGGAAGCGGAGCCGGCGCUGUCCGCCCGGCGUGCCCGUGCCCGUGACCGCCAUCGCGUGCGAGGACGAGUUCGACUGUAAGGAGCUCGAGUCGCUGUUCCGAACCUACAACCUGAAGCUGGAGCAGACCUCGGCGCUCAAGGCGCUGGCUGUGCUGGCGGCUCUGGCGUGUGCGCUCGCGGCGCUCGAGGCGCUGCUGUCCGGCCCGGGCCUGGCCGUCGCCAAGGCGUCGCAUCCGGCGCACGGCGUCGUGUUCGCGUCGCUCUUCGUCGUGGCCAACGUCAAGUACCUGCGCGUGGGUCAGCUGCAGCAGAUCGUCAGCCUCACGCUGCUGUUCGCCUUCACCUUCGCGCUGCUCUGCUGCCCGUUCCCGCCCGUGGCGCCCGGUGCCCACGCGCCAGCCACGCCGCCGCCCGAGCACGGAGUCUGGCAGCUCGCGCUCGUCACCUUCGUCGCGUACGCACUGCUUCCGGUGAGGACUCUGCUCGCAGUGACCUUCGGCAUCAUGGUGGCCUUCUCACACGUCGUGGUCACGGCAACGUCAGUCACCGCCAAGACGCACAAGCUGUGGAGAGCGCUGGUGGCCAACAUGUUGCUCUUCACCAGCGUGAACCUGUCCGGUCUGUUUGUGCGGAUCCUCACUGAGCGUGCUCAGAGAAAGGCCUUCCUGCAGGCACGGAACUGCAUCGAAGAACGACUGCGCAUGGAGGACGAGAACGAAAAGCAGGAGCGACUCUUGAUGAGCCUCUUGCCCAGGAACGUGGCUAUGGAGAUGAAGGAAGACUUCCUGAAACCUCCUGAAAGGAUUUUUCACAAGAUUUACAUCCAGCGCCAUGACAACGUCAGCAUCCUGUUUGCAGACAUCGUGGGCUUCACCAGUCUGGCAUCACAGUGCACGGCUCAGGAGUUGGUGAAGCUGCUCAACGAGCUCUUUGGAAAGUUCGACGAGCUUGCCACGGAGAACCACUGCCGGCGCAUAAAGAUCCUGGGCGACUGUUACUACUGCGUGUCAGGACUGACCCAGCCGAAAACUGACCACGCCCACUGCUGUGUCGAGAUGGGGCUCGAUAUGAUCGACACCAUCACGUCAGUGGCAGAAGCAACGGAGGUGGACCUGAACAUGCGUGUGGGUUUACACACAGGCCGUGUGCUCUGUGGCGUUCUGGGGCUCAGGAAGUGGCAGUAUGAUGUCUGGUCCAAUGACGUGACGCUGGCCAACGUGAUGGAGGCUGGGGGGCUUCCUGGGAAAGUCCACAUCACUCGGUCCACGCUGGAGUGCCUGAAUGGGGACUACGAGGUGGAGCCUGGAAACGGGUGCGAGAGGAAUGCCUUCCUGCAGAAACACGACAUCGAGACCUUCUUUAUAGUGCCAUCUCACCGCAGGAAGAUCUUUCCUGGACUGAUCCUUUCUGACAUCAAACCUGCCAAAAAGAUGAAGUUUAAAACGGUGUGCUACCUGCUGGUGCAGCUCAUGCACUGCCGCAAGAUGUUCAAGGCUGAGAUCCCCUUCUCCAACAUGAUGAACUGUGAGGAUGGGGACAAGAGGAGAGUUCUGCGCUCGGCUCCGGAGAAGCUGCGUAAUCGGACCUCGGUUUCGGCCAACGUGACCCAGAGCAGCCCCGGCACACGGGUCAACCGCUACAUCGGCCGUCUGAUCGAGGCGCGUCAGACAGAGUCGGACACGGCGGACUUACACUUCCUCACGCUUAUGUACAAGUGCUCAGAACGGGAAAGGAGGUACCACCUCAUCCAUGACGAGUACUUCACCGGUGCCGUGGUGCUGUCGCUAAUCCUCGCUGCCUUGUUGGGUCUUGUCUACCUUCUCACCAUGCCACAGGGUACAGUGGUGUUGGUGCUGCUGGUUUUCUGCAUCUGUUUCCUUGUAGCUUGUAUCAUGUACCUUCAUGUCACUCGAGUGCAGUGUUUUCCUGGGUGCCUCACCAUUCAGAUACGCACUGUCCUGUGUGUGCUAAUAGUGCUGCUAAUCUACGCUGUGGCGCAGGCGUGUGUGGUGGGCUGCAUGCCCUGGCUCUGGGCCUCCACCUCCAACACCUCAAUAGUGAUCAUAGACAUGGUGGGCGGAGCUAACCGCACCAUGCCGGAGCUGCCAUGUGAUGGGGUGCAGUAUGCCUUCCUGGCAUGUGUGGUAGCCACGGUUACCAUGGCGCUAUUCCUGAGAGUGUCCUGGCUGCCCAAGCUGCUUCUGCUGCUCGUGUUGGCCGUCAGCUUCAUCACCGUACUGGAGCUGAGCGGAUACCGCCGAACCGUGACCGGUGCAGGUGUAGGUUCACUGAACGUUCGUGCGUAUGAGCCCAUCCUCUCCCUGCUGCUGUUCUCCAGCGCUCUGGCCCUGCACUCACGCCAGCUCGAGCUUAAACUGCGCCUCGACUUCCUCUGGGCCACACAGGCUGAGGAGGAGAGGGACGGUAUGGAGAAGGUGAAACUGGACAACAGGAGGAUUCUCUUCAAUCUGCUCCCAGUUCACGUGGCUCAGCACUUUUUAAUGUCCAACCCCAGGAACAUGGAUCUGUAUUACCAGUCGUACUCCCAGGUCGGCGUUCUCUUCGCCUCCAUUCCGAACUUCAACGACUUCUACAUCGAGCUGGAUGGAAACAACAUGGGCGUGGAAUGCCUGCGUCUCCUCAAUGAGAUCAUCGCUGAUUUCGACGAGCUCAUGGACAAGGAAUGCUACAAAGACAUUGAGAAGAUCAAAACCAUUGGCAGCACGUACAUGGCAGCGGUGGGUUUGGUUCCCACUACAGGCAGCAAGGUUAAAAAGUCCACUUCAGCUCACCUGAGUACAAUAGCAGACUUCGCCAUUGAAAUGUUUGAUGUCCUUGAUGAAAUCAACUACCAGUCUUAUAAUGAUUUUAUCCUGAGAGUAGGUAUAAAUGUAGGUCCAGUGGUGGCUGGUGUUAUCGGGGCUCGUAGGCCUCAGUAUGAUAUCUGGGGCAACACGGUGAACGUGGCCAGCCGUAUGGACAGUACCGGAGUCCCGGGAAAGAUCCAGGUAACAGAGGAAGUGCACCGCCUGCUGCAAAAUGACUACGACUUGGUGUGUCGUGGCAACAUCAGCGUCAAGGGUAAAGGUCAAAUGGUGACCUACUUCCUGGAGGGCAGGUCUCAAGGCACUGGUCCGAGGGCACCUGAGCGCCACAGGAGCACAUAUGCCAUGGGACGUGCCGCCAGGGUCGGGGUCGGAUCUGCGCAAAGCUUCGCCCACAACUCCGACCACGGUCGUCCUGUGUCUUACAUUGUGCACAAGGAGGAUGGUGAGGAGGACACUGAAGAGGAGGAAGCAGAGGUUUAA
This is a messenger RNA of Neoarius graeffei (lesser salmon catfish), 3501 nucleotides long. RefSeq names its product adenylate cyclase 1b (gene adcy1b). Gene Ontology annotation, molecular function: adenylate cyclase activity. Gene Ontology annotation, biological process: adenylate cyclase-activating G protein-coupled receptor signaling pathway; intracellular signal transduction; cAMP biosynthetic process. Bases 1 to 3501 code for a protein of 1166 amino acids. The transcript has 21 exons. Lineage: Eukaryota; Metazoa; Chordata; Actinopteri; Siluriformes; Ariidae. The record is from RefSeq and is a predicted model, not a curated record. Gene Ontology annotation, cellular component: plasma membrane.